Molecule: messenger RNA, 6084 nt
Organism: Etheostoma spectabile (orangethroat darter)
Lineage: Eukaryota; Metazoa; Chordata; Actinopteri; Perciformes; Percidae
Gene: kcnn1b
Product: potassium intermediate/small conductance calcium-activated channel, subfamily N, member 1b
Exons: 10
Coding region: 1946-4717 (923 amino acids)
Biological process (GO): potassium ion transport
Cellular component (GO): membrane
Molecular function (GO): small conductance calcium-activated potassium channel activity; calmodulin binding
Source: RefSeq, a predicted model, not a curated record
ACCAGCAACAAUCGUAGUAACUUUAAAACAGCUAUGGCUGCAAAUUACUUUUUAUUCUGUCCUUUAAGUUACUUUGGCAAGUGACUAACCAGUUUUUUCAAAGGAAUCUUGUUUGCUUGAAUACCAAAACAUUUGGCAUUAAACAUUGAAGCCACCGUCGCCAGCUGACUAAGAGUAUCGCCCUGGAAAUACACACAUACAGUGCAAAGUAUGUUUUCUUCCAAGAUAUCUUCACUGUUUGUUUUAGGCAUACAACAACAACGCCUGGUGCUUUCACAUUUAAUCUAAGAUAUGGCUGGAUGACCAAGUGGCUACAGAGAUAACUGUAAUUGCCGGUUUACUCCCCAUAACAACUGCUCUUUUCGAUGCAGCAAAUGUGACUUGAUUGAAUUGUUACUCCCGUCUUUCAAGUUAUUGGCCACCCUUCUCUAUAGCAGACCCUUUAGCCAACAGUGACUCUAAGGUCCUAUUAUCCUAUUAUUGUAAUGCAAUGGUGACCUCUGAAAACAGAGGACCCAGGUUAUGAUCCAAACACUCAAAACCGUGUCAAUGUUUAAAGUUUUGGCUCAUGCUGCAGUUUGCAUAAAUGCAGCAAACCUGUUUUUGGGGAUUUUUUUAACAAAAAAGUCACAUAAAUGCAGAAUGGGGUCAUGUCAUAUUUGGAGAAAUGUCUCUGGUUGUCUUAACAAAAACAAAAACUUUAUAAAUCCAGUUAUGUGCAAAAUAUUUUUUGCAGAUUUUGACUAGACACAGCCAUGAUAGUUAUUGCUUUUGAAUUGGUUUUGCAGUCAGUUACAGGGCCAGCAACGGUGCCUCGUGCUGCCGUUGGUCACAAAGGUUUUCUCCAGCACAGCAACAUUCACUCUGAGCUGCUGAGGCAGCAAGCUGUAGGCUUUGUAGGUUUGUCUGAUGCCAGGUGGAGAGACCGGAAGCAGGAAUCAAAUUUAAAUGUAAGUAGCAUUAUAGGUAAAACAAUAUAAAAAAUUUGGGAAAUGGAGUUUAACCACACAAGGCACUUCCCAGUCCUGCAAAUUAAAGGGAAAUACAGAGCAAGUGUAGCUAUAUACAGAUGUUGAAUGCUUUGGAAAUAAGAUUUUUAUUAUUGGCCAAUGAAGAAAAUCAAUUACAUUUCUAUAAAUAGUUAAUAUUUCUUUAAUUGCAUACUUCAUUUUGAAAUGCAUCAGAUCUGUUUCAUGUUUUAUAUUUAAAUAUAGCUAUGACCAAAACAUUUGAAAGCAAUAGGUACCUGCUGAAUGAAUCAAGAUUUAAAAUGGUAUUUUUUUUAAAUAGAUUUUUGUAUCGAAUUAUUACAUAGUUCAUGUCGUUACAUUUUUUUGGGACACAUCUGGGGAGACUUUGCGCUCAUUGGCUUAAUUCAUUGAGAGCCAUUUAAAAAAGGUCCCACUUUUGUCCUGCCAGGCUGUUGUGGCGGAGGAGAUAAGAGCCUGUGUGAAGGCCUUUGAACAACAGAGCUUCAAUGACAAGUUCAACUGACCUUUUGUUUUCCUUUAUGCAUUGAAAGCGAGCAGUUUCUUUUCUUUCCCAUAGUAACCAAUCAGUCCACUCCCAAUUGAUAGGGAUUUCUUUGAGCUUUUACGUGUGAUGUUCCGCCUUAACACUCAGGUCUGAUCUUACAGGUUUUUGUUUUCUGCAUCCUAACCUGUUGCCGCCCCCCCCCACUCACUGUCCAUUUGCAUGGCCAGCUGCUGCUGCCUUUCUUCAUGUUGAAUUCUAAUCAUUACUUUCAAAGGAAAGCGUCUCCAAAGCGUCUUUAUUAGGGUCCGUAUACUGGGAGGAGGCAAGCCACUGUCCAGCACCCACUCAGGCAGUUCUUCUUCUUCUUAGCACUUCUGUUCUGCAGUCCGGGAGCAUUUCCUAUUGGUAACCUACUUUUUCCAGUUAGGAGAAAAACAACGCAUGGAAGAAUAAGCUCUGCAGUGAUGCCAUGAGAUUGAUUCUGGUUAAACCCACCAACGCAACGCGGCGUCUGGACUCAACGGGGGAAGUCUUCCGUGAUGGGGACCACGAGCAUUGUACCUCGGGAGGUCCAUCACCUCCAAGACAAACUCCUGAGACGAUGCGUGAUCGAUGCUCAGGGGCCUCUAUUGAUGCAUCUUCUUCCCAACAGGAGUCGAGUCUGCGCUGUAUUUCAUCCUCACCCCACGGAAGAUCUAAUGGAAUCAGUCUACCAAGAGAUUCAGCCCAGAUGUCGCCAAUGAAAACCCAAAACCUAACCUUAUCACAGCUGAGUGAUCAGGACUGGCUGCUGCUUUGUGGCAACGUUAGCAAUGCAAGAGAUGAUUCACUGUCAGGGGAGAGAGCAGGGACCAGUGUGGCACUUCCAAACCACAAUGACAGAUGUGGUUGUUCCUGUCCGGACGCGCACCAACAUCCAGAGGCUUCUAGUUUUCAUCCGCAUUCAAAACAGGACACUGUCCAGCAAGACUGCCUCUCCAGAGUUUCAAACAAGAGACGCCUUUCAUCUUCACCACACAUGCAGCCUUUCAUUCAAAGCACUCAAGCUCCGACAACUGUUUUACCACAGGAAAUAAACCAAAGGGAUCUUCUGAAACCUGCAGUGAACCACCCACAGGAUCCGUUCACGCUCCAGUGCGGUGACCAAGAAGGUCGAAAGGAGCUAUUGCAGCAACAACCUUGCAAUCAUUUUAAACUUAACGACAGCAGCCAAGCAACUUUAUUCAACAUUCCUCUGAACUCCAUCGAGUGUGCUGAGACAAAUCAGAAGCUCCAUCAACACCCUCAGCCUGCAGACCUCAACUGGAGAGAGCUUUUUGGCAAAGAACCACUGUUAGUUCAGCAACGUCCAAAGCACGAUUCCCACUGCUCAAUGAGCGGUGAUCAGACCUGCAAGUCAUCUGGAGAUCCUUCCAUCAUCCUCAAGUGCCGUCAUCUGGCUUACAACCCUUUAACCAGCACUCCGCAGGUGCAGAGGUCAUCCACUCCAGCCAGUAACACAAGUGUCCAGUCCUCCACCAGCCAGUACAGCUCACAGCAACAAAGUCAGGCAAACUAUCAGCACCGCAGUGGAUCAAGACUCUCGCUCCCUAAACACACUCCUCCAACGUCCUCCACCUUACAAUCUGAUGAUUUAGUCAACAGAGAUGCGGUGCGACCGCUGAGCAGCCACGGUACUUUAAGACCCAGUCUUGCAGAUCUCCACUCAGGCCAACAGCCUCUUCAGCUUCUCCACAGUGCCAUCCUGGAGGACGCCUUCUCCAAAGUCAUCAGAGAAGAUUCCAGUAAGGCCAACAGUGAGAACCGGAGCAGGGAUGAAGGCAGCGUACCACAGAAGAAGACCAAGGACAUUAGCUACCGCCUGGGUCAGAGAAAAGUGCUCUUUGGGAAACGCAAACAGUUGAGCGACUACGCGUUGGUCUGUGGGAUGUUUGGCAUUAUCGUCAUGGUGAUUGAGACAGAAAUGUCGAGGGGGUUUUACAACAAGGAAUCCAUAUAUUCAUACAUACUAAAAGGCCUGAUCAGCCUCUCCACUGCUAUUCUUCUUGGACUCAUUGUGAUGUACCAUGCCAGGGAAAUCCAGCUCUUCAUGGUGGACAACGGAGCCGACGACUGGAGGAUAGCAAUGACCUUUGAGCGAAUUAUCUUUGUCGUGUUUGAGCUCCUUAUCUGUGCCAUCCAUCCAAUCCCGGGGCAGUAUGUGUUCACCUGGACUGCUCGACUGGCCUUCAGCUACACAGCACCGGUGGCAGACGCUGACAUUGACAUCAUCCUCUCGGUGCCAAUGUUCCUGCGCCUCUACCUGAUUGGCCGGGUCAUGCUGCUCCACAGCAAGCUGUUCACAGACGCUUCCUCCCGCAGCAUCGGGGCGCUCAACAAGAUCAGCUUUGACACUCGUUUUGUCAUGAAGACUCUGAUGACCAUCUGCCCCGGCACAGUUCUGCUGGUUUUCAGUGUGUCCUGUUGGAUCAUAGCAGCGUGGACCGUGCGCGUGUGUGAGAGGUAUCACGAUGCACAGGCGGUGACCAGUACCUUCCUUGGAGCAAUGUGGCUGAUCUCCAUCACCUUUCUGUCCAUCGGCUACGGGGACAUGGUCCCUCACACCUACUGCGGGAAGGGGGUUUGCCUGUUGACAGGAAUCAUGGGAGCGGGCUGCACAGCAUUGGUGGUCGCCGUUGUUGCAAGGAAGUCAGAACUCACCAGAGCCGAAAAGCACGUCCAUAACUUCAUGAUGGACACUCAGCUCUACAAAAAGGUUAAAAACACAGCAGCCAAUGUGUUGAGGGAGACAUGGCUCAUCUACAAAAACACCAAGCUGGUCAAGACGAUUGACCACGCCAGAGUACGCCACCAUCAGCGUAAAUUCCUGCAAGCCAUCCACCAGUUGCGUAGAGUCAAAAUGGAGCAAAGGAAACUAACUGAUCAGGCCAAUACAGUUGUUGACCUUGCCAAGGCUCAAAACAUGAUGUAUGAUCUGGUGUUGGAACUUCAGCACCGGAGCGAGGAGCUGGACAGACGUAUUGUAGCUCUGGAAGAGAAAGUAAACUCCAUCCUUCUCAGCGUGCAGUCGCUGCCCGUUGUGCUUUCUCAAGCAAUAACAAAGCUACAAAAGGAUUUCCUGGACGACUUGGCCUGUCGUGUCCACUUUCUGUCAUCCUCCCUGAGCUCUGAGUGCUGUUCAGUCCCUGCCACGCAGCUCUGUCAAGGACCCACCACACCAGAGACACCCUACAGCUCCUAAGCCUCAGGGGUUUUCCUCUCUUCGAGUGUCCCCUGUGUGGCAACCCCCGGCGCAGCCUAAAGGCACUACCCUCAUUCAAAAUGAAUGGAAAGACCUGGGUUUUUGCCAGACUGUCGGACGGCCGACGCAGGCAGUCUGAACGCGCCCUUAGUCUGCAACCUUUUUUUCAUGCUGGGAAGGAUUCUCCUAACAUACACACACUUUUUUUUUAUUUUUAUAAAUAGCGCUCUGCUUCUCACACAGUUUCCAGCUACCAUCUCAUUCUGAGCAGCUCCAGUGAAAAGGGAAGUUCCCCUGUAAGGGGGAUUCUAGAGGAAGGGAAGAUCAUUAUUCAUUCAUUCAUUUCCUCUGCUUAAAGUUAGUUAGUCCAAUGACUGGGUUAUGGACAUUCAUCAGUCCAUAGAGCCUCAAUUUAUCUCGCACUAGAUAUCCAUUCAGGAUGAUGAUUUGUAAGCUGUGGCUUCAUGGAGCAUGAAUGGCUUAUCUUGUCUAAUUGAGUUAAUUCCUAAGCAAAUAGAUAAAUGAGGAAAGAUUCCCCCCCACCCCUAAUUUUUCGAGGACACCUCUUUCUGAAAAUCAUAAUACUGUAGCUGGAACUGGAAGGGUUCUAGAAAUAUUAAGGAUAGCAGCUGUUAUUACCAAUUAUCAAUGGUCGUCUCAGAAGUGGGCUUGUCCCUGUCUGGCUCCUUUGCAGAACUGGUUAUGAAAAAGAUACCCAGAAAUUAAGAGUUGUUCUUUUAUCCUUUUCUAUUAGAACAUGUUUUCUGCAGUUUACAGUAAACGAGGUCAUCCAUUAAAGAAAAGUGAAUAGACAUAUAGAAGAUAUUGAUGUUUAAUAUUACUUUCAAAGUAAUAAUGGUCUGGUGAUUUCAGAGCUGUCCAUGGCUCGUGAGACGUGUAGUCUCAGAUGUUCAGACAACUUUUAUGAUUGUGCCAAAUGUCAGAUUAAAGCCUAGAGUGGAAGAAAUCGCAGUCAGGGCAAUAGUAGGGCAUUAUAGGCUUUAGAACAGUUUGCAUUUUAACGCUGUAACUUGUUUCGAGGGCCACUUGAAUAGUCUUAUUUAUUUUCUUCACUCACAUCUUUGUUUGUUUGGGUUGUUUGGUGCUCAUUUGAGACCUAAUUUCUGUAUGGUGACUUGCUGCUUCUCAUGACAUUUCCUUUUGUAUCAGUAUCUUUUUAAGUUGUAAACAUAAAAAUCUUAAGAAACGCGCAAUAGAAAUAAAGUUAGUUUAUACUUUGUGUUUCAUGACAUUGAUAUGGCGUAUACUGCAAUAUUUAGUAACUCUUAAUUUUAUAGCAGCCACACAGCAUUUUAUUUUAGACUUAUUUUAAUACAAAAGUAAUAAAGACUUUUUCAAGAACUCUG